AUGACUCAAGAUAUAAAAUAUAAGAGAAGUUUGAUCGUAUUCAUAUCUAGUAAUAUGAUACCAACCAUAUGAUUGGUAUCAUAUUAAAUUAGAGAAUUUGAAGGACGGAUAUACAUAGCGGCUCAAAAAGGUGAGGGCACAUAAAAUACUUUUGAUUUUGCCUUUUCUCAAUCAGUGUAGCAAUAAUCAACGCUGCGAAUGCGAUGAGCAAAAACACACCUCGAUUCGGAGUUCAGAGAUAGUGCGGACCAGGGGCUAUGGCUUCUCAAUCCCCUUCUCUUCCCAUUUCCCCACUUCAAACCGCUGGUUUCACUCUAUGCUCUCUUUCUCUCUGUUUUUUUUUUUUUUUCUCGUGCAACUCGAUAAUGUUAAACAUGAUCUGCGAACAAUUUUUUGAAGCUCACGAACACGCUCUCCACUUUCUACUUCGCAUUUGGAUAAUCAUUGAUCGAUGAAUUCAAUUAAUCUAGAGCAAAUAAAAAUACGGUGAUUUCGUUGUGUUUCAUUUGUCGUUUUAGAUUAACUUACUAUAGCUUUGUGUGAAAUGAUUAACCUACGUAGUUAACCUGAGCUCUGGUUCGUUAUUCGAGAGGUGUGAUUACUGUGUGGAUAAUACUGUAUUUUUCAUCGUGUUUAUUUAGUUUGCUGUGUCGCUAUUGGAUAUUUCUGUGCUUGAUGUUUCAGAAAAGUUGUUGGUUAUAUUAUUUCUUAUCGAAUCUUUUGAUUAAAUUGAUUCGUUGAAUCUCCUUUUCAUGGUGUAGGUGGUGAAAUUGCACAACCGGAAAAUGUUGAUCAGCAGAAUAGUGGAGAGGAGCUUGGUAAACAAAGUUCAGACACAUCUGUGUUUGUUAAUUCAGAACCAAUGCGCGAGGAACAAAUUCAAAAUGCUGUGAAAUUUCUGUCGCACCCGAAAGUUAGAGGUUCUCCUGUCAUCCAUAGGCGGUCAUUUCUGGAGAAGAAGGGCCUUACGAAGGAGGAGAUUGAUGAAGCCUUUCGGCGUGUGCCUGAUUCAGCUCCCAGUGUGCAGACAGCUGGUGUAAAUCAAGAUGAACAAUUAAAGCCAUCUUCAAACAUUCAUCAGCAAAGCCAACCACAGGCUUUGCAGACGACUGUACCAGCUUCUACUGGCGUUAUUACUUCACUGGGAACCUUGUCACACCACCAUUUUCACUGGUCUCAUGCCCUUAUUGCAGUUGGAUUACUAGCUACUUCUGGUGCUGGUACAGUUAUACUAAUUAAGGUAUUUGCAACUAAUUCUUCUGGAUGAUUCUAUCUAAGUUGGUAUCUUAGUGGGCUUGGUUUGACAUAUUUAUCUUUUCUUGUACUUAACUUAUUUUCUUGCUCUAUUCAUAAGCUUUAUCACUUUGUGAUUUGGUUGGAGACUCACUGAACUUUGGUAGCAUGUUCCUUGUUUUAGAAUUCUGUUCUCCCUUGGUUAAAAUCCUGGUUGCGCAAUGUUUUAUUUCACCAUAUUCCUUUCUUCACCUUCCAGCUACCGCUUUAGGAAAAAAGUAACAUAACCAACUUCCAUUUUUGUUCUACUAGGAACCCAACGCUUUCACCA
Vigna unguiculata (cowpea) is the source of this 1564-nucleotide messenger RNA. Its product is annotated as peroxisomal membrane protein PEX14-like. The record is from RefSeq and is a predicted model, not a curated record. Gene Ontology annotation, biological process: protein import into peroxisome matrix, docking. Gene Ontology annotation, cellular component: peroxisomal importomer complex; peroxisomal membrane. Gene Ontology annotation, molecular function: signaling receptor binding. NCBI's taxonomy places the organism in Eukaryota, Viridiplantae, Streptophyta, Magnoliopsida, Fabales, Fabaceae.